GCGGCGUGCAGGGAGCGCCCGGCCGCCUGCAGGGACUGGAGCCGGGGCAAAGGAAGAGGCGAAGUCCCGCGGGCAGAGGCGGGACGGGGCUGUAGGGGAGGCAGAACUGGGGAGGGGGGCGUUUGGGACCGGGCUCUGCAUGGCCCCCCCUCCCCAGCGGCUGCUCCUCGCCUCCCCCUUUUGCGGAUCUUUCUGAGGAGAAGAAAGGAGGGGAGGAGGAGGAAGGGGGAAGGGACAGGGAAUCCCCCUCCCCGCGCUCUUCGCGAGAAGGAGACUCGGCUUCUUUUUGUUUUUGGCUUGUUUGGAGGCGGCUGAGCAGGAAAAGGGGAGCAGAAGACCUCGGCGCCGUCAGCCGCCGCCGCCGCCGCUCCCCCACCCCUUGCUGGGAGAUGGUGCCAUAUGAAGCGCGUUGGAAGGACCAUGGUUGAAAGGAACAGCAAGUUCCUGCUGAUCGUGGCGGGCUCGGUGUGCUUCAUGCUCAUCCUAUACCAGUAUGUGGGGCCGGGGCUGAGCCUGGGCUCGCCGAGCGUGCGCUCGUACCAGGACGAGCUGGACCUCUUCCCCACGCCGGACCCACAUUACGUGAAGAAGUACUACUUCCCCGUGCGGGAGCUGGAGCGCCGGCUCGCCUUCGACAUGAAGGGCGACGACGUGAUCGUCUUCCUGCACAUCCAAAAAACGGGCGGCACCACCUUCGGCCGCCACCUGGUGCAGAACGUGCGCCUCGAGGUGCCCUGCGACUGCCGGCCCGGCCAGAAGAAGUGCACCUGCUACCGCCCCAACCGCCGGGAGACCUGGCUCUUCUCGCGCUUCUCCACGGGCUGGAGCUGUGGGCUGCACGCCGACUGGACCGAGCUCACCAACUGCGUGCCCGGCGUGCUGGACAAGCGGGAGAGCGCCGCCGCCAAGCCGCCCAGGAAGUUUUAUUACAUCACUCUGCUGAGAGAUCCUGUAUCCCGUUACCUCAGUGAAUGGAGACACGUCCAACGAGGAGCUACUUGGAAAACAUCCUUGCACAUGUGUGAUGGCCGGACACCAACCCCUGAAGAGCUGCCAUCAUGCUAUGAAGGCACAGACUGGUCAGGCUGUACCCUGCAGGAGUUUAUGGAUUGCCCAUACAACUUAGCCAACAAUCGCCAAGUGAGAAUGUUGGCUGACCUGAGCUUGGUGGGCUGCUACAAUAUGUCCUUCAUACCAGAGAACAAGCGAGCACAGAUACUGCUGGAGAGUGCUAAGAAGAAUCUCAGAGACAUGGCCUUUUUUGGCUUGACAGAGUUCCAGAGGAAAACACAGUAUUUGUUUGAGAGAACUUUCAAUCUGAAAUUCAUCAGGCCGUUCAUGCAGUACAACAGCACAAGGGCAGGUGGAGUGGAAGUAGACAACAACACCAUACGGAGGAUUGAAGAACUUAAUGACUUGGACAUGCAGCUGUAUGACUAUGCAAAAGACCUGUUCCAACAGCGAUACCAGUACAAGCGGCAGCUGGAAAGGAUGGAGCAGAGGAUAAAGAAUCGGGAAGAGAGGCUUCUUCACCGAUCCAAUGAGGCACUUCCCAGGGAAGAGACCGAAGAGCAAGGACGGUUGCCUACAGAGGACUACAUGAGCCAUAUUAUAGAGAAGUGGUAGCCUUGGCAGAAUUUUUUACUGAGAACAGGUUAUUAGAGUUUCCAUAAGAAAAGAACGUGGAAUUAAAAAAAACUAUUAUUUAAAAACAGUCUGUAAAACAGAAGGUAGAAUGCUUCUUUAAACAAAGGGUCUUUUUACUGUUUCUUAUAAGACCAGUGGGGUUCUUAAUAAAAAUAAAUAAAUAAAAAACAAAAAAUAAAGAGUCAGUCCCAGAGAGCUCAACAUUUAAAAUGCACAAGAAUAGGUCCCCCAGCUCUGAGGCCAAAUGCAAUGUAAUGUUUGUAUCCUUGUAGACGCAAAUCUAGAGGUCAUAAAUAGUAGCUGUGUACCUACUCUUCUCCCCCAGCAAGGUCAAUUAGAUCUUCACAUGUAUCCAUGUUUUCUCCCUUUCUCAUGUGAGGUUUCCAAUGAUGAGUCAUAAUAAUGGCAGUGAAGUUGCCAGACAAUGGCUUCGCCUCAGACUUCAGGUGGAAGCCAUAGUCAAAAAAGAAAUAUAACUGGAACAGCCAGAGGAAAAGCAGAGAACCAGAAACAUCCAAGUAAGCAGUCUAUGGCCUGGACCACAUAACAAGCACAGAAACUUGGAUAUAAGGCACUGGUGCCUUGCAUGCUCACACUCACUCUCACACAUACUGCACUCCCCAAGCAACUGAUGAAUGUUUGCACAAAUAUUUCUCAGCCUUUGUGAUACAACUUCUUGUCCAAAAGUCAAUACCCACAUAAAAGCAAACCUGGGCAUUCAUGUAAAAACCUCACAUAGAGUUAAAUUGGUUGUGCGCCAGUCCUUCAGUUUUAAAAGGAGAUGGUCUACUAAGGCUAUCGCACAGUUGGUCUCCUGCUUGUGCUUGCUUACGCUCAAUGUAUCCUUUUGUUGGGUUGGACAUUUAUUUAAUCAGAAACAAAUAUCAAACAUUGAAGAUGCUCAUUGUUUAGCUUAACAUAUUGUCCUCAGUGCCUGGGAGUGAUAUACUGUGAAAGUUAGAUGCUUUUAAGGCCUGAAUAGGGCUUAAUUUGAGCUUUUCACUUGCACCCUUCCACUCCAUUAAUUUCAAAGGGAUUUUCAUGGAACUAACAUUCACUGCAGUGAAUGCCUUGCUUUUUUAUUUUUGAACAACACCUUAGCAUUUGGAAUAUUGGAAAUCUUGACCAAUUCUCAGUUUCAUGCUCUGAUAUUGCUAUCCUUUAAUAACCACAGUGUUCCUUUAAAAAAAAGGCACCCAUAUAAACUUUAGUUUGAAGCGAUUCCAAUUAUCAUUUUAUCUCCUUCAUCCAAAGCACCUGUUUUUCUUUUUUUUCCUAAAUGUAUUCAUGAGUUGGCCUGAAAGAGAGAAACAAAACAAAAGCAAAUGGCAUUUGAGCCUUUUUACUUAUCAUCACCUACCCCAACCUCCGCCCCGAGAUGUACAUGGCAAGGUUAGAGACUGAGUUCAAUUAAGUUAGCAGCCAGUGUGAUUCUCAAAGGAUGGACUCACUGCAUAUCAUAGAAAGUCCUGAAAACGUAAGGAAAGGCUAGCAUAUUUAUUCCAGUGUGAAUGUUAACACAAGGAACUAUCUCACUCUGAUUGAUUUCUCUUUUCCCAGCCAACUCUGUGUCUGCACCAUUGCCAAACUUCAAAAUACAAACUGAAGUGCAUGUUCCCCUUGCCCGCCCCUGGGAGGAGGUAGCCACGUUGCUUAAUGAAAUGUCUCCCUAAUUUAAACACACACAGCUUGGUAUUUCUAACUGUUCUGAAUCAGUCAGUCAGCGAUAAUUACUUUCAAUUAUAUGGAAAACAAGCCCCAGUAAAAUGCAACCCCACACAAGUUGAUUGAAAAUCCUGCCCAUGUUGGUUUCAGUGUUUAUCUGAUCUGCCCGAAUAACAAAUGCUCCUAAUUACACAGAUCCUGAAAAGAUGUACAAGUUAUUUAAGUGCUUGGCCAGAUCUGCCUGAAAUCCAGUGCCAGUCGUGUCCCUUGUACGUUCCUGUAAAGUGCUCCUUUGAAGAAGGCCUUCCUGUUUUUUGGGUAUGCACAGCUGGCCAUAAAUGCGCACUUGAGGUUUAGGCAAGGAAUUCUCAUAUUACUUGUUUGUUUGAGCAUUGUUUUCCAUUGGGGGAAGAAUGCAUGUUAAAAAUCCUCAAUUUGGGAAUUAAUGGCAGUUUGCUAAUUCCCAUGACACCUGUGCAUUUCUGUAAGUCCUUUUAAGAGAAUCUAUUUAACAUUUUGUUUACCAACAAAACAUAUGUGAGAGAUAAGAAGCAGCUGUUCCGUAUGCAGAACACGUAGCUAAAGGCUUCCCACUGUGUAUUCAUAGUUAUGGAUCUAUAAUAUAAAAAUGGUUGCAGCCAUUAAUACAUAUUCAUAGUGUGAAUACUAGAGAGCCUGCUGUAUUAUACUUUGUACAAUUGGUAGCAAGUUCCAAGGGCCAAAAUAUGCUUCCACAUAUUGUGUGGUUAAAGUGAAAAUUAAGUAUUUAUUCUUCAUGUCUAAAUUUAAUUUCCACAAGAACUUGAAUAAACCUUAAUGGAUCUGCCUGUGGAAACUCAAAUUUCCAGGAACAUCAGUAGUGGGCUUUCUCCAACAUUUUCUAUGUGUAAUAUUGUUAUAAUUACAAACUAAGGAAAUAAAACUACUGAAUAUUGUUAUCCACUUACAUCUGCCAAAGGAAGGUGAGUUGCUGUGUGAUCGUUUGUGUUCUGUCUCUAUAUUUGCAGCUGUAGAGGGUAUGUGUGUCUACAUUUCACAUCCCAGCUCUGAUAAAUCACCCGCUUCCUAAGCUUGCCUACAUUAAAAUCCUAACCAGUUAUGAAAAGUCAGCCUAGGAAACUUGUCAUAAUUCUUUGGACUGAAGUAUCUUGCCUAUGCAAUAGGAAUUCAGGGAUCAACAGAAACACAGACAAGCUAUGAUUCCAAGUGUAGGAAGCAAAGAAAACUGGCCCAGGAGUGCACAUAAAGUAAGGGCUAAAGCAGAAAGUGUGGUGAAACUUCAUUCUGACACCAAAAGCCUUUUCUUGGGGCUGUAAUUCUAUACCCAUUUACGUGGGAGUAGGUAUAACUGAACUUAGUGGGGCUGACCUCUGAAUUGACAUGUAUAGGAUUGCCUUACUAGUUGGAUUUUUUUAAGGGUAGUCUUUAACCCCUAAACAGUUACCCUGUUUAGAACAGUAAUCCCAUAAGUGAUAACUGUUUCUUCGUGUGUUAUCAGAUGUUUCAAGAGCAGAUGGAUGCCACAGUAAAAUCAAAAUAAAUGCAUAGGUUAACACUUGCUGUACCAGAACUAUUUACCCUCAGUGGGCCACAUUUUUGCGAGACAGUGCACCAUCCUUUCCAAGUCAACUUAUUAAUUGACUGAGAGCCCAUAGGAUCUGCACCAUGCUGCUGGAAGGCUCCUGAAAACGUUAACAGCAGCCAUGUAAAAUCAGUGUGCUUAUUCACCAGGGGCUGCAACAGGAAUGUCAGAAGCACUUGAGCAGCACGUGCAUCCUAUCCACACACACUCUGCCCCAUUGCUUACAGCAUUCUAGGAUUGCAGCCUUAGACUUUAAAGCAAAGAAGGAUGUUGUGGUGCCAGCUAGCCACCUGUCCACCUGUGGUCACAGAGAAGACAGGUAAGAAAUGGUUCAUUAUAGAAGCGUACUAGAGCCAGGGCUUUCUGCAGUCAAUAAUACUGGGUAAAUAUGAACCCAGCCUAUGAAAACAGUUUUCAUGGAACAUGGAGCAUUAUAUGUUGACUUGAAUGCCAUAGCUGAAGGACUAUUUCUGGCAAAGUAUGAUGAAUUAUGCUUUGGGGUGAUAGCACCACUAGAUAAGUUAGAUGGCAGCUUUCCCCAGCAAUGGUAGCAUAACACAGGAGGGCUUGGAAGGAAAAGGCAGGGGAUUUUUGCUUUUCUUAGAAAGGAUUAGACAAUAGUUCCUAGGCAUGAUAGGGAAACAGAGCAUUCUGGCUCAGGGUUAGUAUGUAUUUGAAAGGUAGGGGCGCCAUAACAGUGGAGAUCUGUAGACUUCCUAUCCUAUUUGUGGGUUUUCCAAAAAUUUGGCUGAUUGCUGAUGGAAAUAGGAUGCUAGACUCAAUGAAGCAUUGAUCUGAGUCAGCAGGCUGCUUCUUAGGAUAGCAGCCUUUAAUGUGCAUGGAAAUUGGCAAAGUGCCAGUGCAUUUUGUGCAGAACUAUUAGAAAGCAGUAACAAGAUGAUAACCUGUAAGUGCCCUGCCAGUAACAUGGCAUCAGCUGAAAGUUCUUGUGCCAUAUUAGUCUUUCAGUCUUCCUUUAUCACACCAGAUACUGUUAGAUGCUGCCUUCGGUAUGAAUAAGUCUGCUCUAGCAAUUUUCCCUUGGGCCUAUACAGAUGUAGGUUUUAAGGCUAUGGGGAAAAUGGAGCAACUUUGAACAAAACAGCAUAUCCACUUUGAAACUAUGAAGAUAAAGGUAACUGAAUAAGGUAGAAGGGCUUAAUUACAUGGCUGUUGUGGGUCAAGUUCUUCAGGCUUCUACUACAGUAUACUGUUGGUAGCAAGAGCUUGGAUUGGGAGUUUGAAGCCCUUGGCUCUAAUUGCUUCGUGCAUCACUGACCCAAUGGGCCCUUUUUUCAUUCUGCUUUCUCUCAGGAGCAUCCACCUGUGUGGAAAAAGCAGAGGAAGCCACAGGAAAUCCAUGCAACAUUAGACCACUGUGGAGCAUGGUAGGCCAUGGGCCUCAUUUCCAGGUCCAGCACACAGUUAAGUGUAACCAUGGCUGUCGCAGCACACACACAUACUAACAUUUUUACAGAUCUACCAGCAGAAUAUGGGAGAGAGAGAAAGGUCAGUGUCAGCCAGCGACCUAUAUGACUUCAGCUGAGCAAUGCACUGACUUCACUUAACUGGAAAGGGAACACAGGUCAGUGGCAGAGCACUUGCUUUGCAUGUAGAAGACCUCUAUUUGAAUCCCCAACAUCUCUCCAUUAAAGAAGGACAAGGUAGCAAGUUGCCCUAAGGACCUCUACCUGAACCCAUGGAGAGCAGCUGGCAGUCACGGUAGACAAUAGUGGGGUGUAUGAACAUUCUCUUGGCAUUCUUGCCAGGGAUCCCCUUACAAGCAUUUGAACAGGGUCCUGGGAGGAGGGAAGGGACUUGCUAGACUAGCUGCCCACAGACACCCAUGAAGUUCUUGAUGUCUCCAUGUCCUGAUAAAUGUAUGCUUAAUGCUAUAACAAUUUGGAUUGCAAUCUUUAGUGACUUCUCUGGGAACCAAGAGCAAAACAGUGCUAUCAAGUAUUAUAGCCUACAUCAAGAAUUGAAUGGACCUGCAGAAGAAUUACCAGUUCAGAUGUUCAUCAGCCAAGCAAAUAUAAUCUUCAACGUAAAGGCCACUUCUCAGGAGAAAUUUCUCUAUUUUAUGUUCAUGUCAUCCACUGUCUUGUUUUUUUAAAUGUUUCUUAUGAUGAAACACUUGUUAGCCUAACACCUCUUCAGAUACAGGCUAAGCUGUUUGGCUUCAGAUCUGCUACAGCAAAGGGUCACAAAAACAUCUACAAUAUUACUCUAAGCCUCAGUUUGCAUAAUUCUCCAAUGUGAAUUAUGUGCUCAUUUGGUUUUUAGAGAUUUACCCCUGCUUCCUUCACAAGCAAAAACUGUUGGGGUAACUCUGCAAAGAGUGUUCCUCUAGGAUUAGGUGUAUUUGCAACCUCAGGCACCUCACAGAUCACAAUUAAGCCUAUAUUGUUGUGAACCACCCAGACAACUUUAGCUGUAUAAAAGCACUGUAUAAAAUUAGAAUUAGUAAUAAUAAUCCUGAUCCUGUAGUACUUGGUUGAAUAGCAGCCAUAACAUACUUUGCAUCAUGCAAUGCUGGUGUAAGAUCAUCUCAUGAUGCACUGUACCUUUCCAGGGAAGAGGAUGGGUUGGAUCUUCCAGUUUAAUCCUAAAUCAUCUGAACUGAACAUGGAUGAUGUUCCAGUGCAGAUGUGCCUUAACUGCAAAGAGGAUGGCAGACUUAUUACAUGUUUAUAUAGUUUACAGUUAAGGGAAGUUCUCUGACCAGGUUUUGGAUGCAAGGUUGAGAGUUUAGCAUUUGAACCAUAGAGCCCUCCACAGUUCUUUGAAAGGUAACAAAGAAAUUGCAAUGCCAGUAUAAUCUUCCUGCAGUUCAUUUCCACUGUUGUUUUGCAUAGAAUACACUUAAGAUUGCAGUUCUACUCAGUCUGCCAUUGUUUCUCAUUUUGUUGAAUGAUGCAGUUUAUCAUAUUCCACUAGAAGGAACACAUUUAAGGGAUUUUGUGGUUGAAAUAAAGUCCCUUAAAGCACAAAGCAGUUAGCCAACCAAAUAAUUGUCACUAGGACUUGACUGCAUGCAUCCGGGCACUGAUCUAAGGAGAGGAAACCAGGUUUUGCUCAUGAUAACAUUCUUCUCUGCAUAUUUUGGUUUCCAGUGAAACCUGAAGGCAUUAUAUGCAAAUGAACCACCCCACCCAUCCCACUUUACUCAGCAGUUUUCUGCAUUAUCUUUCCUCCUCUUCACUGAUGUUCCUUUCUAUAUGCUGAACUUAAGAGCUGCACUAUGAAAAAUAAUUAUGUUAAAUUUAUUUCCGAAAGACGGUUUGUUCUGUACAUGUUGGGAUAUGUUUUAAUUUAUUUGUGUUGCCUCUUUCUGAACUGAUUUUAAAGUGCUUCUUCAAAACAUUCUAAUGGUGAUGUUCCUGUCUGUGCCAGCCUCCAAACAAUUUUUCUUUGCUCAUCUUGUUCUUGCCUUCCCACUGAUGGUAUAAGUAGCAUCUGAGAGUCCAUGGACAAGUCAUACAUGGAUCUGUUUCCCUCCUUUUCUUGGAUGAUUUUAUCUGCCAAGGAAAAAAGUCCUGCUUCUGAUCACUUGAAAUAAACUCCCAUUUUGUCCCACUCUAGAUCUCAAACAGGCCAUUCUUUUCAGCAGUAACUGAGAGCAACCUAACCAUUGUUUUUCAGUGGACUGAAUCUAUAAGGUCUGCAUGUUUGCUGCAGGAACUAAAAACAGUGCUCAAAGUUGAACCAAGCAACAUUUAAAGCUUUAUAUAUUUAUUUAUAGCUUCAUUUUAAAACUGUUAAUGAGAAAGAAGAUUGUUUCAUUUCCUUUUCCUCAAUAACUACUAUAAAAUGGACAAAGCAAAGUAUAGAAACAGUCAUCUAAUUGAUUUUUAUCUGGUUCAAGACUGGAUGUUAACAAACUGAAUAAACCCUAAAACAUUA
Molecule: messenger RNA, 8800 nt
Organism: Varanus komodoensis (Komodo dragon)
Lineage: Eukaryota; Metazoa; Chordata; Lepidosauria; Squamata; Varanidae
Gene: HS6ST1
Product: heparan sulfate 6-O-sulfotransferase 1
Exons: 2
Coding region: 400-1626 (408 amino acids)
Cellular component (GO): membrane
Molecular function (GO): heparan sulfate 6-sulfotransferase activity
Source: RefSeq, a predicted model, not a curated record